AUGAAGGACCCACAGAAAGCAGUUCCAAGUUGUAUUUGGAGUUAUUUUCUGCUAGUGUUUCUUUUAUAUGAGCUGCACGUUUUUUUUUCUUUUGAAGCGAACAAGGUGUGGCUGUGGCCGAAGCAAAAAACAGGCAAAAACAACAAAGACGAGGCCACAAAAGUGGGUUCGACGACAAAGCCGCUGACCUCUGCUGGCACCUGUGCCUUACCAAAGCUGACUGAGUCAGAGAGGGAGAGACAGUCACCAUUUGAGAGGGUCAUCUAUGACAUGUCCCACAACGAGAAGAUUUGCAACGACCUCAUGCUUGGUCGAAGGGUCGGCUUUUAUGAGCUGCGUGGAGAGAUCGGACAGGGGAACUUUUCUACCGUGAGGCUGGGCAUCCAUGCUUUGACUAAAGAGAGAGUAGCUGUCAAAAUACUGGACAAAACACGUGAAGAGAAGAAGAACCAACCUUCCACCUCUUCAGAGAUCGGCUGCAUGGAGAAGCUGUGUCACCCCAACAUUGUGCGUCUCUAUGAGGUGAUAGAGACCAGCAGGAAACUCUAUCUGGUGAUGGAGUACGGCAGCGGUGGAGACCUGUUCUCCCGAAUCACCACCAGGGGGAAGUUGAACGACCUGGAAACCAAGCUCGUGUUUGCGCAAGUCAUCUCUGCUGUGAAGCACAUGCAUGACAGCAACAUCGUCCACAGGGACCUGAAGGCUGAGAACAUAUUUUACACCACCAGCUACUGCAUCAAGGUCGGGGAUUUUGGCUUCAGCACGGAGAGCCGUCCUGGGGAGCUCCUGACUAACUUCUGUGGCUCUCCGCCUUACGCUGCUCCAGAACUGUUCAAAGAGAAAGGCUAUGUUGGAUUCUAUUCAGACAUUUGGGCCUUGGGUAUUCUCCUGUACUUCAUAGCUACAGCCACUCUGCCCUUCUCAGGAGACAACCUUGGACGGCUGAAGCGCUGCAUCCUUCAGGGCUCGUACAGUAUUCCGUCCUUUGUGCCGGAUUCCUGCCAGGCAGUCAUUAAAGGCAUGCUGCGGCCUGUGCCUGCUGACCGCUCCUCCCUCACACAGAUUGUAAACAGUGCCUGGUUGAAGGAGAUGGAGUACCCCCAACCAUAUGUCCUACUGCCUGUAUCUCCAGCCCACUUUGUCCAGGCUGGACUGUCCCUCAGUGCAGAAGAGCAGGAGGUGAAGAGUUUGUUUUUAGACUUAGGUAUUGUCACAUUUCAUUUAGAAAACAAUCCCUGUUCAGACUGUAGGAGCCCGCUGACGGGGACCUACCGCAUCCUGCUCCAUCGAGUUCAGAAGAGGAAGUCGGUGGAGGGUGUAGGCUGUUCAGCUCUUCAACCUGAAGUCAAUGGUCUGAGGAAGUGGUGUGCAGUGUCCAUGGACCAACAGUCUCCCUCUGCUGUCUGUGCUGUUCUGUAAUAAAACAUAACUGGACAACAUGAGGGCCACAGAGACACUUUAUCACAAACAGAUGUGGACAUUUGUUGGUGUUUAACUUCUAUUGUGCAAUUCACUGACGUGCACCCACACACACCCACACACCCACACACAUACACUGAGGCCAUGUUUUGAAUAGUGGAUGCACUGAAUGUCAUCAAGGACUUGAGUUGUUCACUUGUGUAAUUAGCCGUUCCUUUCCGUUCACCGACAGUCUGCGUGAGGGAAACCUUCCAUCAGUCACAGCUUUCAGUCCGUCUUAGUGAGAACAUGAAUAUGCUGAACUGAACCAGGGUCACAGUUCAUGUCGUCCCAGUGAAUCCAUGAGAACAGGCUUACUCCAACAGGAACGAAACACGAGACUGUGUGUGCUAAAAACUUGUCAUGCCAUAAAAUCAAAUCAUGGCCACAUGUGGUCAGAGCAGAAGACAGAGGACAAAACAUGUCCACAGUUUUUUUUAAAUUGAUUUUAAACACCUCUUGAGUUCAAACUGAUAUAAUGUUUAUAUAAAGUGAGAGCACAAAAAUGUUUAUCAUGUUCCUUAUGCUUGUAUUCAGAGGGCAAGAAAUAUGUUGGAUUUCAAAUACUGGAGGACACACUGUCACAUUAAAAUACAUCUCAAACUAAAGGUUUUAUUUUGGAACUUUGUUUUAGAUCUUCUGGGUGAUAAGUGCAAUUUUGAUUGAAGACCUAAAUGGUGAUAAUUACUUUACACAUCA
This is a messenger RNA of Cynoglossus semilaevis (tongue sole), 2157 nucleotides long. Its product is annotated as serine/threonine-protein kinase NIM1. The transcript is spliced from 4 exons. The coding region runs from base 1 to 1419 and encodes 472 amino acids. Lineage: Eukaryota; Metazoa; Chordata; Actinopteri; Pleuronectiformes; Cynoglossidae. Gene Ontology annotation, cellular component: cytoplasm. The record is from RefSeq and is a predicted model, not a curated record. Gene Ontology annotation, molecular function: ATP binding; tau-protein kinase activity. Gene Ontology annotation, biological process: microtubule cytoskeleton organization; protein phosphorylation; intracellular signal transduction.